Molecule: messenger RNA, 1182 nt
Organism: Anopheles coustani
Lineage: Eukaryota; Metazoa; Arthropoda; Insecta; Diptera; Culicidae
Exons: 1
Coding region: 1-1182 (393 amino acids)
Source: RefSeq, a predicted model, not a curated record
AUGGGUCACCUGAGUACUGCAGUGGUUGCCCUUUUGGGUGCGUUCGCCGCCUGCCAGGCCGCCCCGACGGCCAUCCUGCAGCCGGCCCAGUACUAUCUGAUCCAGCAACAGCCGUCGACGCUCAAGAUCCAGCCGCAGCUAAUCCAACCGAUUCAGCAGCUGAAGCUGGAACCGAAGCAGUACCUGUACUACUAUCCAUCGCUGCCGCUGGCCGCCACCACCACCACGACCACGCAGUACACCGAGGGUAAACCGAUUCGGCUGGUCAGUCUGAAGCAGGACGAAGGUAACUGGUGGUCGUCGGUGUUCGGCUUCUUCCAGCCUCCGACGACGCAGAUGCCGGCCGAGGAAGCGGAACCUACGGAGGCUCCCCCUCCGGCCGAGGGCAGCAAGGCGGGUCUGCCCGAGAAGAAGCUGAUGUUUAUUGCGCCCGAGCCGGCCAAGGCGGGUGAAACGCCGGCCUCAACCACCGCCGCCCAGCAGCUACCUCAGCGCUACUACAUCCUCAGCGGCACGCCCCAGUUCUAUGGCAACUUCGACGCCCUGCAGAACCCUCUGAGUCCGAUCUUCAGCCUGCAGCCGCUGCAGGCCAUCCACGCCCGGGCCAACUCGGACAUCCAGGCCGAGGACGAGCUGCAGCCCAAGUUCCAGGCGCAGAUCGUGUCGUCGCUUGCCCCGAUCGCCCCCGUGCCGGCCGCCGUCCCCGCGCAGCUUAAGAACGAUCUGCUCGAGUCGCACCAGGACAAGGAGCAGACGAUAGACCGUGCCUGGGCCCGGUCGCUGGACGAUGAAGAGCAGCAGCAGCAGCCCGAGAAGCAGCCGGUCGUGAUGGUGAUGCUCGAGGAGGAGCCGGUGGUCGUGCAGGGUCGCUCGAAGUCGGUCGACGACGAGGAAACCCCGGAGAGCCAGCCGGCCGUGGUGCGCGCCGUCGCCGCCCUGGACGAGGAGGAACCGGCCAAGGGCAAGGAGGGAGGAGCGGUGCAGCGCAGCGUGAACGAUCCGGCCAUCGCCGCCGCCAAGCCUUCCGGUAUUGCGCUGGCCGGACGCGGUGGAGUCGCCGCCUCGGCACCCACCGGCACGGCCGUCGUCGGUAAGAAUGGUCUAGCUCUGGCUUCACCGUCGGCCACUUCCGUUGCAGGUAACUUCUUCGAGGACGAGGACGAGGAGAAGAAGAAGCUGUAG